Molecule: messenger RNA, 1826 nt
Organism: Carassius carassius (crucian carp)
Lineage: Eukaryota; Metazoa; Chordata; Actinopteri; Cypriniformes; Cyprinidae
Gene: p2rx8
Product: purinergic receptor P2X, ligand-gated ion channel, 8
Exons: 11
Coding region: 268-1542 (424 amino acids)
Biological process (GO): monoatomic cation transmembrane transport; response to ATP
Cellular component (GO): plasma membrane; nuclear inner membrane
Molecular function (GO): ATP binding; extracellularly ATP-gated monoatomic cation channel activity; purinergic nucleotide receptor activity
Source: RefSeq, a predicted model, not a curated record
AUCUAAAUACCAUUAGUACAGUUCCUAGUAUUAAAAUGAGUUCUGCAUUUGACUACUGUACAAUAUGUAAACAAUGAUUCGGUUAUAUCUGCUAAAACUGGGCAAUUUUUCGAGCCAAAAUUAAUAGCUCAAAUAGACAUGGGUUUAUGAAUUUACAUUCUAAACAAGAAAAUAAGAGAAGGUUAUGUAGUAGGGCAUGCAAAUUGCAAGAUGACGUGUUGCACAUGACAGUGUGUUUCUUAGGGAUGCAGGGCGUAUGAGCACUUCAUGAGCACUUCUCCAGUAACAGGAGCAGGAAUGGCUUGGCAGAACAGUCAAAAUCACUUACUGUUUCUCUUUGAAUAUACAACAGUCAAAUAUGUGGACACGCACAAUAGGAAAAUCGGACUUCUGUACAGAAUAUUUCAACUCACCAUCAUGGGAUAUCUCAUUGGAUGGGUAUUUUUGAAAAACAAAGGAUACCAGGUAAAAGAUGAUACUAUUGAGAGUUCUGUGGUGACUAAAGUUAAAGGAGUUGCACGUGUCAACACAACAGAUUCAAAUUUGUGGGGACCAGAGGACUAUGUUUUCCCCAACCAGGGAGAGAACUUUCUCUCUAUAAUAACCAAUUUCAUCGAGACAAAAAAACAAACAUUAGGCAACUGUUCAGAGAACCCAGAUGUACCGAAUAACACGUGCUCUAAGAAUGAAGAAUGCACAGCAGGAGAGGCAGUUAGGGCUGGAAACGGAAUUAAAACUGGCGUUUGUUUGAUACACAACCGCACUUGUGAAAUAUAUGGCUGGUGUCCCACUGAAAGACACAGGGAUCCAGACCCCACCAACAUUGUGAGAGAAGCUGAAAACUUCACUUUGUACAUAAGAAACUUCAUCAGAUUUUCCCAGUUCAACUUCUCAGCGUCAAAUGUUCCAAAGGAAAACAGAAAAUUGCUUUUCAAACACUGCACGUAUGAUGAAACUCUUCAACCGUACUGUCCUAUAUUUCGCCUGGGAGAUAUCGUGAACAAAACUGGACAUAAGUUUGAAGAACUGGCUUUAAGGGGUGUUUCCAUUGGGGUUCUGAUUGAGUGGCUCUGUGACCUUGAUAAAGACUCAGAAUGUCGUCCUCGCUACAGCUUUGUAUGUCUGGACAAAGUUUCAUUUGACUUCAGAUUUGCUCGCUAUUCCACUGAUGCUGCAGGACAGAGGCAAAGAACAUUUUACAAAGCUUUUGGAAUUCAUUUGGACAUCAUGGUGUUUGGAGUGGUACGUGACUCAAACGCUGAAGUCAUGAAUGCACAAGUGAUAAAUUGCAUGCUUUUAAUACAUGUAUAUAUGAGUCUUUUCCAGGCAAGAAGAUUUAAUAUUAUUCCUACCAUUGUCAACAUAGCCUCUGCUCUGACUUUAAUGGCUGCUGGUUCUUACAUCUGUGACAUUAUGCUACUGUACGCGAUGAAGAAGAGGAGUGUUUACACAGAGUCGAAGCUUGACAGAGUGACAAUGAAUGACAAAGAAAUUCCAUUACAAAUAAUGCCAGAGGGUCUGAGGAGAAAAUUCAGUUUAUGAAAAUUACAAUUAUAGUAAUGAGAAAAGUGGCUUACACAUAAAAAAAAAACAAGUGAAUAAAAUCUCACUGUAUAGCUUAUUCACUUUUAGGCAUUAUAAGCUGGAGUUUAGUAAAUGUGAUUUGCAUAAUAUAUAGUAUAUAAAUAGAAUCCCAUAUUCAGAUUUAUGUUUGUGUUGGACUUCCUGAUGUUGUGUCUAAAAGACCUGUGGAAAUGUAAAGCAUAUUUGGUAUCAAUCAGCGGGAAACUGUAAAUGGUUUUUCAUCCCCUCUGUGGAAAUAUGGU